Messenger RNA from Phytophthora nicotianae INRA-310, 1638 nucleotides. RefSeq lists its product as hypothetical. Gene Ontology annotation, molecular function: protein binding. The record is from RefSeq and is a predicted model, not a curated record. The transcript is spliced from 6 exons. Gene Ontology annotation, biological process: regulation of TOR signaling. Lineage: Eukaryota; Oomycota; Peronosporomycetes; Peronosporales; Peronosporaceae. The coding region runs from base 73 to 960 and encodes 295 amino acids. Gene Ontology annotation, cellular component: KICSTOR complex.
UCGACAUCGGUUAUUACAGGUUAACGUUCUAACGCUGUUGCGGUGCCAGAAGGUGAUCAGAUCGAGAGACUCAUGCGCGGACAGCUGGAGUUGACACCGACGUACGCGGCGCAGCUGGACGGGAAGAUCUUGGCGAAUGCGCACGCGGUGGGAGACAUGGACGGUGAUGGAGCGACUGAGCUGUUAUUCGGCUCACUAAUGGGCAAAGUAUCGAUCUUUAAGAUUGUUGGAGAUCGCCUAACGCAGUGGAAAAGCUGCGAGGUGAACGGAUCCGUGACGUCCAUCUGCUUGGACUAUUGCUUUGCUGGAGACGUGAGUGCCAUGAGAAGAAUACCACACUGGAUGAAGAAACUGAUUCUUAAUCUAUGGGUUUGCUGGUGUUUGAAACAGACCCGGAUUAUUGUGGCGACAGCAGAAGGGAAAUGCUCUGUGUUCCGCUCAGUGGAGGGCGCCGAAGUGCUCCAGCUGUGCUCCGAUUUUAAUGUUGCACUCAAUGUCUGUGACGUGGUGCACUUGAACAACGAGCUCAUUGUUGCAACGCGUGACGGACGAGUGCUCGUCUAUCGACCCAACAUGAACCAUGACGAGCUUGCAGAAUAUUCCCAGGUCGCUCAAAUGGAGAUCGAUGACGAGAUCGAAACGUUGAUCGUGUUGCGCCCCAAGGCAGACACUUCGCCUCAAGUCUUGGCUCGAUGCUUCUCAGGUGAAGUGUAUUCCAUCAGUGGGUUAAACGUUGAAGACAAGCGAGAAAUCGUGUCUUGGGAUGGUCCGCCGCGUGAAAAUGAAGGCGUCACAUUUGUGGUGGGCGACAUCGAACUGGGAGCUGAACAAGGAAUGAAUGCGCUAGUGUCGAUGAAUGGUCUUGUGUCGUUAUUCUCUUCGUCUGGAGAGAGACAAUGGGAUUUCCAGGUGCGUCAAGGAAUGCUAAAUUAUUUGCAAUUGCUAGCUUGCAAUGUCUGAAUGUGUCGUGCUCUAUUCAGUUGCCUGAGGCCGUGGUGAACGCCGACAAACUCGAGAUGACAGCGUCAAAUGGAGAUCGACAGGAUGCCGUACGUCAUUAGAAACGGUAAAUUUUGCACGUUCAGCUAACGAAUGACCUGCUUGCUGUGAUUACAGAUCGUAGUCUGCACUUGGAGUGGCCAAAUGUACGCGAUCCAAAGCGAACGACGACUCGUGCGGUUCCGAAUGCUGCUACCUGGUUGCUCGAUGUUCUGUGGUAAGUCGUUGUCUCUCUUGUCCUUGGAUUUUAUUAACCUUAUGUGUAUGGGAAAUUUAGUGGGUAUUCGAGAUUUCUCCGCUCAUAUUGACCCCACCAUUGUGGGCAUCAGCACUUCUGGCACAGUUUUCGUGUACCGAGACGUGCAGGAAACUCUCAUUCGAGGCCUACAGGACUCUACGCUGGCGGAUAAAGUGAGGGAAAGCCCCGUGUUUGCUCAGAUAAACACUCCUGAAAAGCGUAAAGAAGUGAUGGACAAACUGCGCAAGACGUUCCCACACUCUGCUGUGUCCAAUUCUGACACGCCAAGUGUAGAAGAACUCAUCCAGGCGAUGCUUGCGGUUCAGCUGCAAGCGUAACAAGGCACUUAUCAAUGUGUAUACAUGUACCUUGCAUAUUUUAUGGAGCAUCUGGGUAUGAUC